This is a messenger RNA of Prorocentrum cordatum, 2238 nucleotides long. Lineage: Eukaryota; Dinophyceae; Prorocentrales; Prorocentraceae. The record is from the annotation of a GenBank genome assembly.
AGCCAUUUUGGCUCAAGUGUCCGCGCGUGUCUGCUCGCUGUGCGCGCUGGUGGGGUUCCCCCCCUCGCCAGCGUUCCCUCUCGCGGCGCGCGCACGUCGGGCCAGCCGUUGGCAGGCCGGCACCCUGCCAGUCCUGGUGAGCGGGCCUCCGCGGCGCGAGCCAUGGCGCUCCAGGACCCGCUCCUGGAGGAGGGCGGGAGGUGGGCGCCGGAGGUCGACAGGAUCUACGAGGAAGGCGGGCAGGUCCCACCGGGAGCGAAUCCGCCGAGCUUCAGACCGACGCCUUUGGGAUUGAAUUUCACCAUGGGCCCAGGGCUCCGGUGGGUCAGAGCAGCGACGGUCUUCACACUUGUCAUGUGGAUGCUCGUCAUGCCUAUCGUGUACACCCAGUUGACAUGCGACCCCGAGACGCUCGACGCUCAUGCCGCAAAGCACCCCAUGUGGGUCUGGGCCAUCUUGCUCGUGUUGUCAGUUGUGGUCGUACUCGCGGAAGCGAAGGCCCUGAUGUAUUGCAUGCGGCCGUUCAAAGAGUCACGGAGGGAUGCUGGCUUGACAGAGGCCCGACUCGGCAUACUCGGCAUUUUCAAAGUCAGCGAUACGAAGUACAUCCUUUUUAGGUUGUUCUCGACAUUCGUGAACGUGUUCUUCGGCUUGUAUGUCUUUGGCCUCAGCAUGGUGCAGUCAGCAGGGGAUCAGCUCUGUCGCGGCACGACCCUCUGGCAUUUCGCGUGGGAUGCGACGAUGUUGCAAUCAUGGUUUUCGUUCAUCUCACUUUUCUUCUGGGACAAGGUGGGAAACCUUACGCACUGCUAUUUUGCAUGUGUGGUUCUUCUGUUCAUAUCUUUCCCGAGGGCGCUGCUUCGUUCCAUCCCGGCACCUUUGCGAGCCGACGAAACCAUGGAGAGGGAAACCACAUGUUGUUUCAUUUGGAUACUUCGGGUUUGUAGGGACGCCUGGACGCCAACGCCACCAGUCGACAUGGCUGUCAAGGCAGUGUACGACAUGGAAUCUGAGAACUGGAAGGAGAAAUUCAGACGAGAAGUAGAUUCGGGCAACAUAGACGAGCCGCAGACCAAAAAGAAGUUCGUACAGAUGCAGCGGCGCUUGAUCCUCGUCCUCGAGGCGGCACUCCGGCAGACGUACGGCCACACCGUUAUGAGAGGCGGCGUCAUCCUCAAUCUGCAGGUGACGCAGUUCUAUCUCCACAGGGCAGUCAUGUUGCACACCAUGAACACUAUUUAUAUGGACCACCCGACGCUUUACUCAAUCUUGUUCACGGUUGGAUCUGUGGUAGUGUUCGAUUUGAUGAUCCAGUUGAGACAAGCUUUACACAUGUAUUGUCAAGUGAUGUGGACCAUCCGCAGCAAGGUUUCUGGUGGUACGACGCUUGAGUCGAUAGGCAGUUCUUGUAAGCAAGACAAGAAGACGAUUAAUUUGCUCAUGAUGUAUGUGAUAGUUUGGGCAGUCAUUGGUUACUCGCUUUUCGCAUACGCCGUCCUCAAGCUGUACAUGUCGCUGAUGGCUUGCCCAGGUGAAGGUUACAAUUUGGGCAGUUGCGCGCCGAUUCCUUGGGACUGCUUGAACACCACACUGCAUCCCGACAAGGUAGGCUGCAUCCGGAACGCUGUAUAAUCUCAGGCGCAUGCCUGCCAGGGAGUCUGAUGUGAACCAGUGUGAAUCAUGGUGGCGUGCGUCCCACUUCUCCUGCCCACUCCGCCUUGAUUGUCUUCUGCCCACUCCUCACAAAUUCAUCCUUCAUCCCUGGAUUCGUCCUCUCACUCCACUGCUAUUUGCAAGCCGACAGUUCACCAGAGAAUAGACGGGCAGCGAAGGCGCCGCGCAGUACACCGCGAGUUGUUCGCACGACCUCUGGCAGCAUGGGUUCACAGUGUGCUGCGCACGGGGCCUCGGGGAUCGUGGCAUUCUUGCCAAGCUGAACCUGUCGAGUAGUUAGAUUGUGAGUUUUGUCGGCGCUCGUGCUGAUAGCGUCCCAAUCCCGCUUGGAACCCACGAGGUCUCGCGAGCCCCCCCCCCCCGCCCCCUGCGUCCUCGGCAGCAGCACGGCCGCUGCCGAGAGGGAGUGCCCUGAGCUGACGGAGUGCAUCUGCCAUUCUGACCCUUGCUAUUCGUCGCGGAGCGGCUUGAGCUUGCCCGCUGCAGAUCGGUUUGUGCGGCGCCGUUUGAUCGCCCGACGACCUUUUCAAUCGCAGUUUUGUUGCGGCUUGCUUGCGCAUAAAA